GAGAGGAAGUCAAGUAGUAUACGGAUGAAGGAUCUAAUCUUUGAUCACGGGGAGAGUAGGCUACUCCUAUAGAUGGGCCAAGUAGCUAGAGGCUAAUGACAAGUUUAGUAGCAUAUGCUUGUUGUUGCCUUAUUAUUACACUUCUCUCUCUUGGUACUGAGUCAUAGGCUUUAUUUAUAUCGAUAUGUAAAUAGAAGUGUGUGAGGGAGGUUUCAAAGCUGGACUGUGGGAGGCAGAACAACAGUCUUUUAAGCCUGGACCUCUGAGGACUGUGCAUCUUGGCUGCUAGUUUUGAUUAUUUUUCUACACCAACUCUUCGGUGCAAUCACCCUGGAAAUCCACUGGGCUCUAAGAUCAUCUGCCUGUGAAUUAAUUACCACCCUGCAAUCAACAGAACAUAACAGAGCCAAACCUGAUAUGACAGGAUGAAAAACAUCUGAAGGGAAUAAAGGCUGACAACCUGGAAAAGCUGACACAACAUUGGGUAAACAAAAGAGGAUUUGUUUUUGCAGUCUUCGGCAAAGUGAUGUAUAUCCGACUGCUUCACCUAGCGACUCUGCUCCUCCUGGCGUCCGACCCCAGGCAUGCUCAGAGGAUCACCUCGGAUUUAGCCAUGAUGCAGUACUUCCAGGCCAGGCUGAUACAGCUGGAGGAGCGGCUGAUCAGGUGUGAGCAGAACAUACAGGUGUAUGGGCAGAAGAUCUAUGACUUGAGUAAUGAGAUACAUGGCGAGGUGAACCGCAUAACAGCCCAUAAGUCUGAGGUGAGGAUCCACGUGGAGAGUGUGGCGUUGCGGGUAGGCCGGCUGGAGAGGGACAUGGAGUACUUGCAGACCAGGGUCCCUGACGAGCCUCAGGUGCACAUAGAGGAGGCUCUGCUGGAUCAACAGCUCAAAGAGGCCCGGAAGCUUAGGGAGAAGGCUAAAGUCAACAUUGGGACAGAUUGUCGCACAGUUCUUACAGGUGUCGAUUCCAUGAAGAUUGUGAAGAAAACUGGCGAUAUCUAUGGGGCCUGGUUGAGGGACCUGACUGAAGGCUCAGCAAAAGUCUACUACUUUGACGGCACAAAAAAUAACACCAUGGUCGAGUAUCCCUCUGUGAAGACCUUUCGUGAGAGCAACUCCAACCAGAAUGCCAACCCCAUCAAACUCCCUUUCCCAUGGCAGGGGACUGGCCAUGUAGUCUACCGUGGCUUUGUGUACUACCACCAAGCAGACACGACUAACAGGAUUGUCAAGGUCCAUCUCCUCAACCGUACAGUGAGUGACAGCAUUCUACUGCCGGGGGCUCGUCACCUUCCUGCCUACGCGCUCUCCCCGCACACGUUCGUACACCUGGUAGUGGACGAGAUUGGGCUUUGGAGCAUUCACGCCGACCCUGAUCUUGAAGGGAACUUGGUGAUCACAAAACUGGACGUGGCCACCCUGCACGUGGAGCACUCCUGGGACACGCCCUGCGAGAGUCGGGAUGCCGAGGGCGCGUUCGUGAUCUGCGGGACCAUGUAUGUGGUGUACAACUCCCAUCACGGUGGACGCUCCAGCGUACGCUGCCUGUUCGACAUCCAUGACUCCAUCUUUAAUGGAGAGUCCCCUGUUCUGUUCUUUCCCAAGGGUUACACCAGCCAUGCCAGCAUGCAGUAUUACCCCAAAGACAAGCAGCUCUUCAGUUGGGAUGACGGCUACCAAACCAUUUACAAACUAGAUGUGAAGAAGAAAAAUGUGGCUAUAUCUAAUUGAAGUGAUUAGUGGCAUGAAGCUGAUAUUUAGAAUUGCAUGUUGUAGAUUCCACACAGUACAGUAUAUCCCAAAGAUCAUUCAAAUAACUGGUGUAGUAAGCAGCCAAAUCAAAUCAUUAACCUUAAGCAUGCUUUGAAUAUGAGACAUUUUUAAUAGACAUUUGCUGUCUUACUCAAAUGUAUGGAUAUCAAAGUAUUCGGACAAUGGUUUGAAAGUUUAUAAAAUGGCAGAUGCUGGCAGAUGCUGUUUAUGCCCAUGUUCAACAAUUGCUAGAGAUCUCUUUCAAUUAAUAAAAAUAUAGUCCC
Molecule: messenger RNA, 2040 nt
Organism: Sardina pilchardus (European sardine)
Lineage: Eukaryota; Metazoa; Chordata; Actinopteri; Clupeiformes; Clupeidae
Gene: olfml1
Product: olfactomedin-like 1
Exons: 4
Coding region: 527-1735 (402 amino acids)
Biological process (GO): signal transduction
Source: RefSeq, a predicted model, not a curated record